UAUGAAGGAAGCCAGAGCACUGAACGGAGCGUCAGUCUGUAUCCUGACAGGGGGAGAUAAGGUGGCUGGGGAGCCAGCGGUGCUUUCCUGGAAUACAAUCUCUGUUUGACACUCUCUGCUUAAGCACUGCCCAUCUGUAUGUUAUUGUGCUGGAGCCUCUGGGGAAAAAGAGGAGCCACAGGCACGGAGAGUGAACGAGGGAGGCAGCAAAAGCGUUUUUCUUCCCUUCUUUUCCUUUUUUUUUCCUUUUUUUCCCCUUCUUUUCCUUUUUUUUUCUUUUUUUUUUCCCCUCUUUUAAAUCGGGGUCUGGUUAGACUGCCUUGAAGUGCCACAUCUGGAAACUGAAUGCUGAAAGAAAGUUAAAAUAACUGAGGCAUCACUAAGCCAAGGGGGGCUGAUUGCAGAAGAGGGUAAACAAUUACUGAGACGCUAGAAGACCACUGCUGGAUGUAAGGGGAGGAAAUGGCUUUGAUCUCCGUCUGGCCCCUCGUUUCUCCUAUAUUAUUCUUUUUGAGAUGCUUGUCCUCCAGCACAGCCUCAAGUGAGGGAAGCAUUUUUCAGUUUGACAUUGAAGGUAGCUCAGCGGUCAGCACGCAAGAAGCCACUGUUAUCAGAGGGCAGCAGCAGGCAGUAGCUACUGGAAGUUGGGUGACUUUUGCUGAGGGAUGCCAAGAAGGAUUUUAUCGUACCAGCUCAGGAAAAUGCUCUCCUUGCAACUGUAAUGGUAAUGCAAACAGAUGCCUUGAUGGAUCUGGAAUCUGUGUGGACUGUCAGAGAAACACAACAGGACAGCACUGUGAGCAGUGUCCAGACGGCUUCAUUGGUGAUGUUGUCAGAGGAGUGCCCACGUUCUGCCAGCCCUGCCCCUGUCCUCUGCCAGCACAUUCUAAUUUUGCAGUCUCCUGUUACAGAAAAAGUGGAAGUGUGCGUUGUGUCUGUAAAGAAAACUAUGCAGGACCCAACUGUGAAAGGUGUGCCCCUGGUUACUAUGGGAACCCUUUGCUAAUUGGAAGCACUUGUAAAAAAUGUGACUGCAAUGGCAACUCAGAUCCAAACAUGAUUUUUGAAGACUGCGAUGAAGUGACUGGCCAGUGCCGCAACUGCCUGCACAACACCAGCGGGUUCAAGUGCGAACGAUGUGCUCCGGGUUACUAUGGGGAUGCCAGAUUUGCUAAAAACUGUACAGCAUGUAACUGUGGAGGGAGAAUGUGUGACAGCCAGACUGGAGAAUGCCUCGCAGACAGUCCUGAAGCUUCUACUGACACAGACUGCCCAACCAUCAGCUGCGAUAAAUGUAUUUGGGAUUUGACAGAUGACAUCCGGUUAUCAGUUCUGGCUAUCGAUGAAAGCAAAUCGACUUUACUGAGCAUUUCUACAGGUCUUGCAGCUCAAAAGCGCUUGAAUGACUUGAACCUCACUACCACCCAUCUCCAGGAGGCAAUGUCCAAAAAGAAGAGCCAUGUUGUGCUUUGGAGUAUCCAGGUCGAAGACGCUGCAGAUGAAAUGAAUGACCUCCUGAGAGAAGCAGCAACACUUGAUGAACAGGGAAGUGAAGCAUCCAGCAAAGGCUUAUUGGUACAGAAGGAAACCAUAGAGACCAACAACCGUGCUACUCAGCUUGUGCAGCAGCUCAAUAACAUGAGAGAUAACAUUGAAGAAAUCAGCAGCAAGUCAAAAUACCUCGUAAUUCAACAACAACAAGAGCUGAGCCCUGAAGAAGUUGCCCAGAAGCAAAGUGUGGCUGAGGAGAUGCUGAAGGAGAUCAAACGUCGUAAGCCUUUCACUAAUCAAAGGCAACUUGCAGAUGAAGAGGAAAAUGCAGCAGAGAAGUUGCUACAGCAAAUUGAAGCGUUUCAUGAGAAGUACAAUGACACCAGAUCCCUAGUAUCUGACGUGCUAGAGCAGCUCAGCGAACAGGAUGUGAAGCUGUCAGAUCUGGAGGAGGCAUUAGACCAGGCACUUGACUAUGUUUUACAAACGGAGGAUAUAAAUAAGGAAAACACAGCCAGUCUCCAAAGGCGUGAGAAACAACUUGAGAAAGUAAAAAAGCAAAUGGAUGAAGUGAACAGCAUUUUGCUCAGUGCCACAACUAUUUUGGAAGAACCACAAAAGGUCAACUCUGAUUUAAGUGAAGUAAUAAAGAAUGCAUCAGGGUUCUACGCAGAAAUAGAUGGAGCGAAAAAGGAAUUGCAAGAAAAAAUAGCCAAUCUGUCUCUGUUUGAUGAUGAUUUGGUAGAAAAGGCUAUGCAUCAUACACACAACCUAAGAAGACUUGCUGAUGAGCUGGACGGGAAUUUGUAUGGCGUCGAUUCAAAUGGUUUGGUACAAAGGGCAAUCAAUGCUUCAAAUGUGUAUGAAAAUAUUGCUGGUUAUAUUGAAGAAGCUAAUAAAGCUGCAUUGUUGGCACUGAACACAACAAACCGGGUUAAAGAUGCUGCAGUUGGAAUUGAUACUCAGGUCAUUUACCAUAAAGGUAAAAGUGAAGAACUUCUCAUCCGAGCCAUGCAGCUACAACGGACAACAUAUGACAGUAAUGAUUAUAACAUUGCAGACACCAGCUGGCAGGUUAAUGGCACUUUUGCCAGAAUGAAUGUUCUGCGAAACCAACUGAUGAGAGCCGUUGCAAAAAUGCAAUCAGCAGACCCAGUGGUGGCCAGAGAGCGUUUGGAGCAAGCUAAACAGAAGACUGCAGAGGCUGUAAGUGCUACCAUGACAGUAACAGAGGCUACGACCCCCAUGGGUGAGAAUGUGAGGUUAUGGUCGCAAAAUCUGCAAGAUUUCCAGCACAGUUCAGAGGCAUACGACAAUGCUGUGCAUUCAGCUGGGGAUGCAGUGAAGAAACUUACAGAAGUUUUUCCUGAACUCCUGGACAAACUGCGCAGAGUAGAACAGAAGGCACCAGCAAACAAUAUUUCUUCCAGCAUACAGCGGAUCAGAGAGUUAAUUGCACAAACCAGGAGUGUAGCAAGCAAGGUCCAAGUUUCCAUGAUGUUUGGAGGCCAAUCAGCUGUUGAAGUCAAUCCAAAGAUCAACGUGGAGGAACUGAAAUCUUUCACUUCCAUGAGCUUGUACAUAAAGCUUCAGAAAGACAAUCCACAACUGGCAGCAUCUCCAGACAGAUUCAUUUUGUACCUCGGAAACAAAAACGCAAAACAUUACAUUGGUCUUGCAAUUAAAAAUGACAAUCUUGUGUACAUUUAUAAUCUGGGGGGCCAAGACGUGGAGAUACCUCUGGAUGCCAAGCCAGUCAGCACCUGGCCUUCUUACUUCAGCAUCAUCAAAAUUGAGAGGAUUGGAAGACAUGGCAAAAUGUUUUUAACUGUGCCCAGUCUUAGCAGCACAGAUGAAGAAAAAUUCAUCAAAAAGGGAGAGGUUCUUGGUCCUGGCUCUCUCCUUAAUUUGGAACCUGAAAAUGCUGUUUUCUAUGUCGGUGGAGUGCCUCCAGGCUUCAAGCUCCCUCCUAGCCUGAACCUACCUGGCUUCAUCGGCUGUCUGGAAUUGGCUACCCUAAACAAUGAUGUGAUCAGCCUGUACAACUUCAAGCACGUCUACAACAUCGACACCACCACAUCGCCACCUUGUGCCAGAGAUAAGUUGGCUUUCACUCAGAGCCGGGCUGUGAGCUAUUUCUUUGAUGGCUCUGGCUACGCCUUGGCAAGAAACAUUGAGAGAAGGGGAAGAUUCAGCCAGGUAACUCGAUUUGACAUAGAAGUUCGAACACCUACGGACAACGGAUUGAUCCUGCUGAUGAUUAAUGGGAGCAUGUUCUUCAGCCUAGAGAUGCACAAUGGUUUCUUGUACCUUCUCUAUGACUUUGGCUUCAGCAAUGGUCCUGUGCUUCUCGAGGACUCCAUGAAGAAGGCUCAGAUUAAUGAUGCUAAAUUUCAUGAGAUUUCUAUUAUCUAUCACAAUUCUAAGAAGAUGAUCUUGGUAGUAGACAGGAGACAUAUAAAAAGCGUGGACAAUGAAAGAACAGCAAUGCCAUUCACAGAUAUCUACAUUGGAGGAGCACCUGCUGAGAUCUUGCACUCCAGCAGCAUUAUUUCACAUCUGGCAGGAAGUAUCGGCUUCAAAGGCUGCAUGAAAGGUUUCCAGUUCCAAAAGAAGGAUUUCAACUUGUUGGAAGAACCAGGAACACUGGGAAUCAGCUAUGGGUGCCCAGAGGAUUCAUUGAUGUCCCGCAAUGCAUACUUCAAUGGAGAGAGCUUCAUUGCAUCAAGCCAAAAAGCAUCUCUUUUUACUGAAUUUGAAGGAGGGUUUAAUUUCCGGACAUUGCAGCCCAGCGGGCUGUUGUUUUACUAUUCUGAGGGAUCAGAUGUAUUAUCCAUCUCUAUGGACAGAGGUGCCGUUGUUUUAAAUGCAAGUGGAACCAAAAUUCAGUCAUCAGACCGAAAUUACAAUGAUGGAAAAACCCACUUCAUCAUUACUUCUAUCACCCCAGAAAGGUAUGAGCUGACUGUUGAUGACAAGAAACAAAGCAAGAAGAAUCCAGCAAAGGACAGACCAGGGAAAAGCCCAGACAGCAUCAAGAAGUUUUAUUUUGGUGGCUCUCCCCUCAGAACGCAGCAAGCCAACUUCACCGGCUGCAUAAGCAAUGCUUACUUCACUAGGUUGGAUGAAGAGGUUGAAGUAGAAGAUUUCCAAAAGUACUCCGAGAAAGUUCAGACAUCUUUGUAUGGAUGCCCUGUUGAAUCUCCUCCGGUAGCUCUUCUCCAUAAGAAAGGAAAAAACUCAUCAAAAGCCAAAGGAAACCGUAAUAAAAAGGUGGAAAGAGAGAAAGACAAGAUUUCACAGCCUUCAACUGGCCUCAAAAAACUCUAUCAAGUGAAUAUGCAAAGGGACCCUCAGUGCCACUUGCCCAUGAAUCCCAAGGCAACCGAACAUGCAUAUCAGUUUGGAGGAACAGCAAACAGCCGGCAAGAAUUUGAUCACAUACCAAAGGAUUUCAGUCAAAGAGCUCAGUUCUCUAUCAGUCUGAAAACUCACUCAUCUCAUGGAAUGAUUUUCUACGUUUCGGAUCAAAAAGAGACCAACUUCAUGGCCCUUUUCGUUGCUCAUGGCCGACUCAUUUUUAUGUUUAAUGCUGGUCAUCAGAAGAUAAGGAUUAAGAGCCAAGAGAAAUACAAUGAUGGUCUGUGGCACGAUGUGAUAUUUACUAGAGGCAAAAAUAUUGGUCACUUGAUAAUUGAUGGUCUCCGAGUACUGGAAGAAUCUUUUGGCGGUAAUACUAAUGCUUGGCAAGUCACUGCACCACUCUAUAUUGGAGGUGUAGCUCCCGGAAAAGCCGUAAAAAAUAUCCAGAUUAAUUCUGUCUACAGUUUCAGUGGCUGUCUCAGCAACUUACAGCUCAAUGGAAGAUCAAUUACUUCAGCUUCGCAGACAUUUAGUGUAACGCCUUGCUUUGAAGGCCCAUCAGAAGCAGGAACAUACUUUUCAUCAGAAGGAGGAUAUGUCGUCCUUGAUGAAUCCUUCAGUUUAGGCCUGAAAUUUGAAGUUGUUUUUGAAAUACGUCCCCGAAGCAGCUCAGGAAUUCUACUGCAUGGUCACAGUGUGAAUGGAGAGUACUUGAAUAUGCACAUGAGAAAUGGACAGGUUACUGUGAAAUUGAAUAAUGGAAUCAAGGAUUUUUCAACUUCAGUGACACUGAAACAGAGUCUCUGUGAUGGCAGGUGGCAUCGAAUUGCAGUUAUUAGAGAUGCUAAUGUGGUGCAGCUGGAUGUAGACUCUGAAGUCAACCAUGUGGUAGGGCCACUAAAUCCAAAGGCAAUUGACCACAGGGAGCCAGUGUUUAUUGGAGGUGUACCAGAGUCUCUGCUAACAACGAGCCUGACUACACGCAAUUCCUUCAUUGGCUGCAUUCGUAACUUCAUGAUUGAUGAAAAGCCAGUGAGUUUUAGUAAAGCAGCUUUGGUUAGUGGUGCUGUAAGCAUUAAUACCUGUCCAGCAGCCUGAUAGCGCACUGCAUUGAUCCUGUAAAGUUCCUUAGACCACAGAAAGAAAAAUAGAACAAAAGUAACCAUGUUCAGCAAGAGAAGAAGAAUGAAAAUAUCACAACUACAUCUACAGAAAGCAGCAUGCUUAAGGGUCACGUCUAAUAUUUACACGCAAAGAAAAAUCACUGAAGAAUAAAGGGCUGUGGCUUCUGCACUUCUCUUACUAUACCACAAGAGUGAGCUUUACCAUUUCUUAUAGUGUAUGUGUGGCCAGUCUGUUACAUGAAAAUGUGGGAUUAUAAAAGAAAUUAAAAUUAUAUUAAAUAUGUUAUUUUCAAGAUAGAUCUCUACAUCAUUUCACUCCAUACUUUAGUCACCCUUUGUUUCACAGGAAAGCAUCUGCUAAUGCUCUUUAAAGAAUAAAGCCAGAUAAUAGAUUUACAUCACAAAUAACUUAAAAGAUUUUACUGUAUAUUUUUAAUUUUACAUUCCUCAAAUAAAAUGGGGGGCAGAGAGUAUACUAAUUAUGUAAGCUUACAAACAAUGAAAAAUUAAAAUUUUUAUUCCACUUCUAGACUUCAUGGAUAUGUUCUAGCACAGAGUAAAGACAGGAUGUAUAUCUUUUAACAUAGAUGCUUUACGUAUUUGAUCAUUUACAUACACUUGGCAGUUUUAGAGUAAUACUUGCCUUACAUAGAAAGAGAGAGACAAAAUUCCAAAUUCCAAGUUUUUUCUCUGAAUUUUUAAAUGCACUUACAUAGAAACAUAGCACUAAAUUCACAGUCUUGUGAUUUCAUUUGCAGUAAGGUAACACAAGUAAACAUGAAGCACAGAAAGUAGAAUCAUGGUCCAAUUUCAGUUGACUCUCUUAUUAUACAAAUUCAUCACUUCCUUGUGAGACUGCUGCAGGACUUUAUAGCAGUAAUACUCAAACAAAGAAUAUGUUCCCCUGGAAGAUAUGAUGCUGCAGAGGAACUGGGAGUGAAACAGGAAGAUGUAAACAGAAGGCAAAGGGCUGCAAAUCUGAGCUAUGUUAUAACCAUAGAAGGUAGAUGGAAGUUAAUGCUAGGGUUUAACUCACAGUAGGCUUGAACACAAGUCACUUGCAAAACUUUGUCUCUUCAGUGAUCACAUAAAGGCAUUAAAGCCAUUUAGGUUUCUUUUCUCUAAGAAUAAAGUACUGUUGACAGAAAGUUUUACGAAUGCUGGGAAAAUUAUUGUUGGAACCAACUCAAAAGAUGAUCAGCUGCAAAGCAGAAAGUAUGAAAGGCGAAACAAAGGACAACACCCUAGAGACUAAAAAUUGAUUGGGAAUUCAUCUGGAAAACACACAAGUGACAACUGGAAUCCAAAGA
Molecule: messenger RNA, 7288 nt
Organism: Lepidothrix coronata (blue-crowned manakin)
Lineage: Eukaryota; Metazoa; Chordata; Aves; Passeriformes; Pipridae
Gene: LAMA4
Product: laminin subunit alpha 4
Exons: 38
Coding region: 463-5952 (1829 amino acids)
Biological process (GO): regulation of cell adhesion; regulation of cell migration; regulation of embryonic development
Molecular function (GO): signaling receptor binding
Source: RefSeq, a predicted model, not a curated record